UUCUGUGAAGAUAGUGGGAAGAAAAUUAUAACAAGCCAGAAUUAUUGCAAAAAGGAUAGGAAAUGAAUUAAGAGGAUAUGUGAUAAAUUCUAGCGGUAGAAAAAAAAUCUUAAAUAACCACCACAACAGUAUUUUGAGUUUUAAUGCCCUAUGGCAAAUCAACAUGAGAGAAAUUUACAAGUGGUUAUAUUAAUUUCCUAUUUUCUUCCUCUUGAAUGCGUGACGUCACUAUCAUGUGGCUCAUCAGUAAAUGCCAUCACAUUAAACCAGUCGAUAGAAACUUUCAAGUAUCCUGCAUCCGGCAUUUAUCCAACCCUUACAGGUUGUCAAUGGUUAUUUAACACCUCUGACGCAGAAGCAAGACUGAUAUUUGAAGUAACCAGCAUUUAUGUAGAUUGUGGAGAUACUUUGAAGUUUUAUGAUGGCUCAUCUUCCAGUGCCUCCACCUUUGGUAACUCAAUUUGUUGCUCUUCCCAGUCCUCUUGUGGAUCCGCCAAACUACCGGAAACGACGACCGGAAAUAGCCUCUUUGUGGAUUUUCUGUCAGACAGAACAGAUAACUCGUAUGAAACUGGGUUUACGUUUACCGUAGUAGUGGGAAAGGAUGAAUCAAAUUGUUCGAACUCAGGAGCAGUUCACAACAUUGCACUCACAGAACAAAUAAGAUUGACCUCUCCGGAGUUUCCGGCGACCUAUCCACCGAAUCAUAAUUGCACUUAUACAUACAUCUAUACUGGUGGAUACGUUAAGUUAGAGUUCAUUUAUCUUCGUGUAGAGGGAGUAAAUGGUGCUUGCUACGACUUCAUAGAAAUUUUUAACGGAAGUUCUACCAGUUCACCAUUGAUUGCUAAGGUGUGUGGUGAUACCAUUCCCACCGAGACGCACACUUCCUCUGAUACAUCCUUGACGAUCAGAUUCUACAGUGACUACCAGGAGAACAAAAAAGGAUUCUUGGCAUAUGUGGCACCUGUGGCAGAUAACAAAGGAACGUCAGUUGUGAUGGAUACUACCACAACAGAAUUGCCAACAUCGGAACAAAGCAAAACAUCGAUAUUGCCAACAUCAGAACAAAGCCAAACAUCGAUAUUGCCAACAUCAGAACAAAGCCAAACAUCGAUAUUACCAACAUCGGUACAAAGCCAAACAUCGAUAUUGCCAACAUCAGAACAAAGCCAAACAUCGAUAUUACCAACAUCGGUACAAAGCCAAACAUCGAGAUUGUCAACUUCAGAACAAAGCCAAACAUCGACAUUAUCAACUGCAAAACCCACUUUGACAUCGACUUCAGAUAUCGUUCUACAAUCGUUGGAUAAAUUCAAGGGCCCGUUUAUUAGUGGAAGUGUGGUACUUUCGCUUAUAAUAAUCACCAUAUUAGUAUUCAUUUGUUCAAGAAACAGAACCAGUCAGCAUAAAUCCAAAGAAAAUAAAGUAAAAGGAGUUGAUCUGCAAAACCUGUUUGGUGGACAACAUGCGAUCGAUCCCAGACCACACAUAUGGACCUAUGAAGGAUUCACAUUUUAUUCCCACAAAAAUGAAAAUUGAAAGAAAAACAAAAAAGCAUUGACGAUAUCUAUCUUCUUAGCACCCAUCUAAUGUUGCAUUCGAUAUCAUAUACUUUUCUGACUUAGAGAGAAAUUUCUAACAUAUGUAUAGUAUAAUAUAUAAACAUAUAUAGUAAUUCUUACAAUAUUAAAUGAAAAACGAUUGAGA
Saccostrea echinata is the source of this 1710-nucleotide messenger RNA. RefSeq names its product cubilin-like. The transcript has 10 exons. Bases 151 to 1542 code for a protein of 463 amino acids. NCBI's taxonomy places the organism in Eukaryota, Metazoa, Mollusca, Bivalvia, Ostreida, Ostreidae. The record is from RefSeq and is a predicted model, not a curated record.